Molecule: messenger RNA, 1155 nt
Organism: Synchytrium microbalum
Lineage: Eukaryota; Fungi; Chytridiomycota; Chytridiomycetes; Synchytriales; Synchytriaceae
Exons: 7
Coding region: 1-1155 (384 amino acids)
Biological process (GO): protein phosphorylation; intracellular signal transduction
Molecular function (GO): ATP binding; protein serine/threonine kinase activity
Source: RefSeq, a predicted model, not a curated record
AUGACGGUGAACGGCAUCUAUACCAAGCUGGUCGGGCAAGUAAUCAGUAUAACGGGACGGAGUCUGGCGCUUGCUGAAAUAAUCGGGACUGGCUCGUAUGCUGCUGUAUUCGCUGCUUUGGACGCUGAUGGUGAACAUUAUGCAGUGAAGGCAGUCUUCAAGCCCAACCUGAACCGGUCGCAGAUACUCGCGCAGAGAGCUGAAGUGCUCAUGAUGAGGGAGUUGAGCGAUUCAGAUAAUGUAGCUGUGGUGUUCUCGUCGAGGGAGACUAGUCAGUUUAUUUUUGUUGUGCUCGAGUUGUAUGAGAGGGAUUUGUUUGAUUACAUUGAAAGUGGUGCAAACGUAUCCAUCGCUACCACCAAACGGAUUUUUGGACAGAUGUGUGAAGCCGUUCUUUACUGCCACAGCCAUAACAUAUACCACCGAGACCUCAAACCAGAAAACAUCCUACUAGCCGCGGACGACCAAGGCAAGCUAAAUGUCAAACUAACUGAUUUCGGACUGGCGACACGGGAACGACAUUCAGGACAUGUAUUGUGUGGCAGCACGAGAUAUCUUCCUCCUGAAUGCUUUAUCAAGAAGAAUAGUAGUGUGAAUAAGAGCCAGUUGCAUGAUAACGCAAAGGGGGAUGUGUGGGCACUUGGAUGCAUACUGAUCAACAUGCUGUUUGCUAAAUGUUGUUGGAAUUCGGCUGAGGAGUCGGAUGAGAUAUACGCAGCAUACACUUCAACAAACGCGCACAUUCUGCAGCAAAACUUUAACUUAUCGCCGACAUUCGACGCCAUACUGCAUAAAGCCUUCCACGUAAACCCACAUGAACGAUACACGUUGACAGAGUUACGUGAUGCUGUAUUGUCGUGUGAGGAAUUCACUGCUGCUACUCCUCUGCCACUUCAACCAAAUACCAGUAAAAGUAAUAGUGUACCUAGAUCACCAAAAUCAAGACGCUCAGCGUCACAACCAAUAUCAUCAACGAAAUCAACCCUUGUACGUGAACUAUCUGGUACGUUUGGAGCUGUAAAUGUAUCAUCUGCUACUAGUAAGGAGAAUAUUAUUAUACCACCGGCUGCUGUGACUACGACGACACAUACCAAGAUUCGGAAGGAGGGUGAUGCGGGGCCAUUUGUGUCGCAGAGAUGGGUGCAGUGUACAUAG